AUGUCUGAUGAUGGAGAGAAGAAAACGGAUAGCACCGAACUUGACAGUGAUAUGGCAGUCAAGGUGGCGAGAGAAAAAGCUACCGCAAAAACUAGAGAAAGAGAGCUUCAAGGUUUUGAUCGCGAGAAUUUCAUUCUUCAUCAGCGCUUCAUUCGCAGAGAUUUUAUUGCAUGCAAGGCUCUAAUAAAGGAGAUGGCAGACAAAUACAGCGAAAUGUGCGAGUAUCCGUUUUGCAUUAGGGGUAAAAUAGCUCGAAUGGAAGGAAAUUUUCGUGAAGCUUUGAUAUGGUUCGAGAAGGCGCAGUUAGUGAAUCCCUUAAAUGGCGUUUAUGUGCGUGAAAUUGGUUGUUUAUAUUUCUUACUUGGGAACCAUAUUAAAGCAUCAGAAGUUUUUCUGGAUGCAAUUAAGCUGAAUGAUAAGGACUGGAAAUCAUACUACUGGCGUGCAAUGGCAUUAUAUCAUACCAAACAGGAUUCUGAGUCUGCACUCAAAGUAUCAACUUUCCAGGCUCAAGAAUGUUUACUUACGGCUCCAACAGCUGCACAACAUGUUGAAAUUUUGACGUUUCUAGCAAGAUUAUGUGAGCAACGUAAUGAUAUCAAACUAGCAAUUGAAGCGCAAAAGAAAGCAUUGGAAUUGGAACCAGAAAAUCUUGAUAUUCUUACAAAUAUGGGAUUGCUUUAUGCGAGGUGGCAGAAUGAUGGCCAAGCAUUUGAUGCCUUUGGCAGAGCCCUCAGCUAUGAUCCAACACAUUCACAAAGUAUACUGGCCGCUGGUUCUAUCAUACAAACAAAUGGUGAGCAUGAUGUCGCUCUAACGAAGUACAGGAUAGCUGCAGAGAAGUGCGAAUACAACGGACCAUUGUGGAAUAAUAUCGGCAUGUGUUUUUUUGGAAAAGGCAAGUGCGUUGCAGCAAUAAGCUGUUUGAAGAAGGCUAAUUAUUUGUGUCCGCUCGAAUGGAAAAUUUGCUACAAUCUUGGCAUAGUGCAUAAUGCUGUGCAGCAGUACGCGUCUGCUUAUCAUUUUUUAUCAUCGGCCGUCAAUUUAAAUACACGUUCGACAAUGCCUUACAUGGCACUUGCAGUGGUACUGACAAAUCUUGAUGAUACUCUGAAUGCGAGCAAAGCUUAUGACAGAGCGCUUCAACUUGACAAGAAUAAUUGCGCUCAGAUACAUUUAAAUUACGCCAUAUUUAGAGCGAAACAAAAAGAAUUAAAGGAAUCGGUCGAGUCAUUGCAAGCAUUCUAUAAAGCAAUCACUAACAGGCAGACGCUCUCACAAGAGGUGCUGUAUGCGGCAGAUAACCUGAAACGAUAUUUGGGUCAAACAGAUAAAUACGACAAAGGUACAUGCAAACGCAGUGUCUCAUGA
Messenger RNA from Loa loa (African eye worm), 1371 nucleotides. Its product is annotated as TPR Domain containing protein. The record is from RefSeq and is a predicted model, not a curated record. The coding region runs from base 1 to 1371 and encodes 456 amino acids. The transcript is spliced from 11 exons. Gene Ontology annotation, biological process: cilium assembly; protein localization to cilium. Gene Ontology annotation, molecular function: protein binding. Gene Ontology annotation, cellular component: ciliary basal body. NCBI's taxonomy places the organism in Eukaryota, Metazoa, Nematoda, Chromadorea, Rhabditida, Onchocercidae.